GUGAUGAGUUGGGAUGAGAACUACCUCUUCGCUAGGGAGGAACGAGAUGUCUAGUCCAAUAUUUGUUCCAGGCGCAGUCAAGACCGGCAUGAUUGCAGACUUGAGCUCCUCCGUUGUGAGGCCAAAUCGAACAUUGCUAACAAGGAAGGCAUUUUGUGGAUCGCCUACAACAUUGCUCGCUUUGGCUUUGGUUUUCGCUGUCUCAUUUGUUGCUUGCUGUGUCAUAGCUCGUUGGUUCUGACGAAUUCUCGCGCACUCGGCAAGUGUCUUCAUAGGUGCCAUUACAAAGCGUGGAGUCUUGAAGAGAGCAACAUGUCGAUGCGGCUCAGGAUCCAUGCUCUCGCAGUCAAAGCCAAAAUCUGCAGCAAGAGCAUGCAUGAACGCUCGCUCAUGGCGCUUCAUUGGCUUAAAGCGCAUGCGCUUAGCAUCUGGAUCAGCAGCAAAGGCCCGAAACUCCUUUUCCUGCAGAUGAGCCCAUGUUGGGUUCUCUAAGUACAUAUUCAAGGUUUCCGUCUGGUACGGAACGUGGUCAUCUUGUCGUUUUUCAGGGUCGAUAUUGAGCGCUAGGGCAAGUUUGCGGUUUCUUUCAAGUCGUGAACAUUCAUCAUCGCACUUCAGACUCUUCAAGGCAUUUCCGUCCCCGCUCUUGCUCGCUCCACAUCUUGCUUCUUGCUUAAUGCGUUGACAAUCGCAAGUAAUGAAUAUCUUAUGCUGACACGACAUGACUUCUGUUUCCCGCAAGUUUGCUGACACGACUGACCAACAUCUUCACAUUCUCCAGGCUUGUGACAAGUUCUUCGACAACGAUGGAAGCCACACUUCAAUUUACGACCGCAAAUUUCUCCGCAUUGGAUGUCCUGUCGCCAGCACGGCUGGUUCUUCAGCUGGUUUUUGCCGCACAAACAAGGUUUCGUCGUUAGGAAAGGACACUUAGGACAACUUUCGUCGUCCUGAUGACAGCUGUGAGGAACCUGAGCAUGACCACAAUCCCUCUGCCUCUCGCACUGAAACAAGCAAGGAGGAGGGCGUGUGCCGCAAGGUAGAGGUGGCUGGAGAACGGUGCGACCACAAUGGCAAGCAAUUUCGUCGAAUAUAGCUUCGCGGCAAGUUCUACACGGUCCCUUAUGACAAAGCUCGGAACAUGUAUGAUUGCCACAUCUUAGAAGUCGCCCACAAAUGCGUGUGCAGAUAUGCUCAGCCUCAAAGUCAAUUGGAGGCGGGCCAUCAUUCAAAGCUCGGGGUUUCCGCCUUUGGCGCUCCACUGCCUUUCUUUCUCCCGUACAGCAAUGCUCACCACAUUCAUGUCGUCCGCAAUUUAACGUAGCUUUGCAUGUCCGCCUGCACUCUGGCAGCUCGAUGUUGCCUUGGUGGCAAAGCGUUUUUAAUGAAGUGCGCCCGCAUCGACAGGAGAUUGGCACAGUCUUUGUGCAAGGAGGACAGUCUCCUGAAUGACAGAUUCCAUGGCAUUGAUGGCCACAAGCCAAUUUCUUCUCACACUCCUUUUGGCAAGAUUGGAUCUCAUCAGCACAAGUUCUCCUGACCUUAUCAGUCAAAUCAGCUAGGAGAGAUUUUCCACAGGGGCAAUGUGUGACAACGUCGGGAGAUAGUGGACAAUGUGGGACAGAUUCUUCUUGCUGGUGGCAAGGCUUCUCACAAAAGUGUUUUCCGCAAUCGAAUGGCCUCCCACAGACAUUUUGGCAUUGGAAUGUAGCGGUCCAUUCUUCUGUAAACAUAUCGCCCGCCUUGCUAACAUGGGUCUUUCGGCUUUUCCUUUCUGGACCUCGAUCGCAACAAAGGACAACCUUCUCCUCUCGACCACAGUAGCAUCUAGCAUGGACUCUGACUUCGCAUGCACCACAGAACCCUUCGUGGCAGGGUUUUUCGCAUACGUGCUCACCGCAAGGCAAGAUUUCUCCACAUACCUGACCACAAGUCCAGCCCUUUCUAUAGUCGGUAUCCACACAUCGCCGUUUAACAAUUCCACGACCACAGAAGCAACGCUGAGUUGGUCCCAUUCUUGGGCAAGGUGGACAGGGUCCUGAAUGGCAAAUGAGCGCACAAGGAUGUGGGCAGUCCUUGGGUGCUAUGUGGUUUCUCGCACAAGUCUGUCCACAUGAGAACGGGGGUAGCCCGGGUAAGGACUUUGGAUCAACUUCUUUACCACACCAGCAGGUGAAAUUGCCAGGUAGGGCGUCUUUGGGUAAAUUGCAACCUGGACACCUCCACUGUCGCAGCGGAGGCAGCGAACCAUCUUGCUCUUCUCUCUGUUGAAUUGCAGAACCUUCCGAAGAAGCCCACUUUUUAAUACAAGACAUGUGGAAAACAGACCAGCA
Verruconis gallopava is the source of this 2333-nucleotide messenger RNA. RefSeq lists its product as uncharacterized. The record is from RefSeq and is a predicted model, not a curated record. The transcript has 2 exons. NCBI's taxonomy places the organism in Eukaryota, Fungi, Ascomycota, Dothideomycetes, Venturiales, Sympoventuriaceae. The coding region runs from base 1614 to 2042 and encodes 142 amino acids.